This is a messenger RNA of Penicillium egyptiacum, 681 nucleotides long. Lineage: Eukaryota; Fungi; Ascomycota; Eurotiomycetes; Eurotiales; Aspergillaceae. The record is from the annotation of a GenBank genome assembly.
AUGGGUUUCACCGACUUUGUCUCUGAUGCCGGCCUGACUCUGGCCAACCACUUCCUGUCGACUCGGUCCUACGUUGUUGGCAACUCCCCCAGCCAGGCCGAUGUCGUGACCUUCAAGGCCGUCAGCGCCGCCCCUGACGCCGCCAAGUACCCCCACGUUGCCCGCUGGUACAAGCACAUCGCCUCUUACGAGAGCGAAUUCUCCACCCUCCCCGGUGACUCCUCCGCAGCUUUCACUGCCUACGGUCCUGAGACCACCGAGCUUGCCUCCAACCCCAAGGACAAGCCCGAGGAGGAUGAGGAGGAUGACCUCUUCGGCUCCGACUCUGAGGAGGAGGACCCCGAGGUUGUCGCUGAGCGCAACAAGCGUCUCGAAGAAUACAAGGCCAAGAAGGCCGGCAAGGUCAAGCCCGCUGCCAAGUCCCUCGUCACAAUGGAGGUCAAGCCUUGGGAUGAUGAGACCAACCUUGAGGAGAUGGAGGCCAACGUCCGCGCCAUUGAGUGGGACGGUCUCGUCUGGGGUGCCUCCAAGUGGGUCCCCGUCGGUUUCGGUAUCAAGAAGCUCCAGAUCAACCUUGUCGUUGAGGACGAGAAGGUCUCCACCGAUGAGCUCCAGGGCAAGAUCGAGGAGGAUGAGGACCACGUCCAGUCCACUGAUAUCGCUGCCAUGCAGAAGCUGUAA